UUGAAACACGGAACAAAUCCGACCUUCUUCUCCGACGACGACGAACCUUCUUCCCCUCUCUUCUUCUUCAGUUCCCUUCUCUUCUCUGCUUCAAAAUCACAAAAUCGUCAGCUUUCUUUGUUCUGCCAUCGAGAAGCAUCUGUAAACCAAAUCUAUCUCCCUCAGAUAGAGAAAUCGAAAAUGUUAACUUUUGUUUAUUCAGUUUGAUUCGUCUUCAAUCUCUGUUCGAGUUUAGCAAAGGGAGGGCCUCUUUAAUACGAGCUCGUGAAUCGAUGACAAAAGCCAUGGAAUCAAAAUCAAGGAAAGAAAGCAUCUUGAUCAAGUACGCCAUCUUCUCAAGACUUCUCGUUCUGUUCUUAACUCUUUUGUGGCGGAGCUUACUCCAACCGUACGAUACAUCCGCUGCACUCAAUCCUCCUUGCUUGAAUCACAAAGAAGAUUCCUCUCCGUUUCUAGUAGCCAAUGCAGCUUCGAGAUCACUUGAAAACAGUGUCGUAUGGGACAGUGUGUAUUUUCUCAGAAUCACCGAGUGUGGGUAUGAGUAUGAGCAGACUUACGCCUUUUUGCCUCUUCUUCCUUUCUUCAUCUCGAUCCUCUCUCGCACAGUUUUUGCUCCUUUGGUUCCAUUCAUUGGUCUUCGAGCUGUGAUGGUGUUGUCUGGUUACACGGUCAGCAACUUAGCCUUCGUAUUUGCUGCUAUCUAUUUAUUCAGGGUUUCAGUUAUUAUCUUGAAGGACACUGAGGCAUCAUUCAGAGCUUCAAUUAUCUUCUGUUUCAAUCCGGCGUCCAUAUUUUAUUCCUCAAUAUAUUCAGAAAGUCUGUAUGCUCUUUUUUCUAUUGGAGGCGUCUAUCACUUGUUAUCUGGUACCAGCAAUGUAGCCGUUCUCUGGUUUGCACUCUCUGGCUAUGCAAGGUCCAACGGAGUUCUUAAUGCUGGGUAUAUCUGUUUCCAGACUAUGCAUCGAGCAUAUGAAGCUUUAUAUCAGAAAAGGCGCAUUUAUUUGACUAUGCAGGUUUUGGUGGCUGGGCUUGUUAGAUGCCUUUGCAUUUGUCUUCCUUUUGUCGCGUUUCAAGCUUAUGGAUACUAUAACAUUUGUCAUGGACAUACGAUUGAUGAAAUGAGGCCUUGGUGCAAAGGAAGGAUACCUUUGCUGUACAACUUCAUUCAGAUUCAUUAUUGGGGAGUAGGUUUCCUUAAAUACUUUCAGUUUAAACAGCUCCCAAACUUUCUUCUCGCAACCCCAAUUCUCUCUUUAGCUGUGUGUUCAAUUAUGAGUUACAUGAAGUCUCGACCUGAGCUCUUCAUUUCAUUGGGGUUUCAAGCUACCAAGAAAGAAAAGAGAUCAGCUGCAAUGCUUUAUUCUCUGAAGGAUGUAGUUGAACCAAGUGUUAAAACUUCAACAAAUGAAGGAAACCGUGACAUUAGGCAGCGGAAACCUAGCAGUAAGAAGGAUGUGACUGUGACCAGAGUGGCUGCAGAAUCCAGCUCUCCAGAAAAAUCGGGAUACUUUUCAGCUGAUGUCUUCCCAUUUAUCGUACACUUGGGUUUAAUGGCAACCACGGCGUUCUUCAUCAUGCAUGUUCAGGUUGCAACACGGUUCUUGUCAGCAAGCCCACCUCUUUACUGGUUUGCAUCGUAUCUGAUUGCAUCUCCAAAACAUAGUAAAUGGGGAUACUUGAUAUGGUCAUAUUGUGCAGCCUAUAUCCUUCUUGGCACCUUGCUCUUCUCAAACUUUUAUCCCUUCACUUGAAUUCAUGGUUUUGUCAGCGCAUCUUUGGUGUUUUAUUAGAGUACCGACACAAGGGCAUAAGUUACCGGUUUCUUGUCCAGUCAUGUAAAUGCAGAGUACCAACCGGUUUUGUUGUUUCUGCACGAUUUUAACCAAUUAGUAUUAGUUUUUUUGUUGUGCUCUCAGAGCUCACUGUGAUCUCACUUGGCAAGACAUUGAUAUGUUCUUUUUGGCUUGUUUGUAAAAGAUUUGAAAUUGAGGCGACUGUUUCAUUAUAAAAACGAGCUUGAUCCAUGGAAGUGUGGUGUUA
This is a messenger RNA of Camelina sativa (false flax), 2040 nucleotides long. RefSeq lists its product as uncharacterized. Gene Ontology annotation, cellular component: endoplasmic reticulum membrane; mannosyltransferase complex. The record is from RefSeq and is a predicted model, not a curated record. Gene Ontology annotation, molecular function: alpha-1,6-mannosyltransferase activity; GPI mannosyltransferase activity. Gene Ontology annotation, biological process: GPI anchor biosynthetic process. Lineage: Eukaryota; Viridiplantae; Streptophyta; Magnoliopsida; Brassicales; Brassicaceae.